AACACAUGAAAAAAGAAGUGGAUUACUGAAAGUGACAGGGACACGGCAUACUUCCAUGCUUGGGUGAAGAAGAGGAAAAUACAAUAUUUCUACCAUACAAGACAGCAAGGGCAAAAAAGUUGAAGUUACAGAUGAUAUAGCUGGGGUACUACUGGACUAUUAUGAAGAUCUGCUAGGAUUUCAUAGAACUGUUGAAAUGAUUGAGCCUAAAGUUAUUGAGGAAGGGAAGACACUGAAUAUACAGCAGCAGCUGAUGCUGAUCAAACCUAUAAGCCCUCAAAAGAUCAAGGAAAUCAUAUUUGGGAUAUCUAGCACAAAGAGUCCAGGCCCAAAUGGAUUUGGAAGUGGUUUCUUCAAAAAGCAAUGGCAUGUGGUGGGAACUUUGGUGACAGAGGCAGUGAUGGAAUUUUUCCAGAAGGACAAAACACUGAAUCAGGUCAUAUCCAAAAUAAUAUGUGGUAGAUUAAGAGGAGUUCUAAAAGAGCUGGUAAACUGGAAUCAAGGGGCAUUUGUGGAGGGCAGGGAACUACUUCAGAAUGUUCUUUUAUGUCAAGAAUUGGCAAGAGGAUAUGGCAGGAAAAACAUCUCCCCUAGAUGUCUCCUGAAGCUGGAUAUUAGGAAAGCUUAUGACUCGGUUAGUUGGGAAGCAGUGAGAGGGAUAUUAACUCAUAUGAAGUUUCCUGAACAGUUUGUCAGAUGGGUGAUUUUCUGUGUAACUACCCCCUCAUAUAGCCUAGUUGUUAAUGGUGAGCCUCAUGGGUAUUUUAAGGGCACAAAUGGACUCAGACAGGGGGAUCCUAUCUCACCCUUAUUAUUUGUUCUGGUUAUGGAGUACCUAACUAGCCUGUUCAGCUAUUCUACCAAAAUUUCCAAGUUUCGUUACCAUCCUAUGUGUGCAUCCCUGAAGGUGGUAAACCUAAUAUUUGCUGACGACUUAAUAGUGGGUUGCAAAGCUGAUGUUAAAUCUGUUAAAGUUAUCAUGGAGGUGCUGGAAAGAUUCAACAAGUGUACAGGGCUUCAAAUCAACAAGGAGAAAUCUUCUAUUGUGUUUGGAGGCUGUAAGGAGGAUCUGGAAAAGGAGAUUAUUAGCAUCACACAGAUGAAUAAAGGAGAACUUCCUUUUACAUACCUGGGUUGCCCCAUCUCAUCAUCCAGGCUAUCUAUUCAGGACUGUGACAACCUGGUUGAGAAAAUUUGUGCCAAAAUAACUACUUGGAGCUCCAAGCACCUUACAUAUGCAGGUGAUGAAGACUAUCCAAGCAAUAUGCAGAAAUUUUCUCUGGAACUCAAAAGCAGAAUACAGUAAGGUCCCUUUAGUGAGCUGGGAAGAAACUUGUCUUCCUAAGAGCUGCGGAGGACUAGGGUUGAGGAACAUGGUCCUAUGGAACAAAGCCUCAAUCAUGAAACUGAAUUGGGAUAUCCACAAUAAGAAGGAUAUACUCUGGGUGCAAUGGAUCCACACAAGAUACAUCAAAAAUGACAACUACUGGGAGUACACCCCUAGGCCUAAUUGUCGUACCUAUUGGAAUCAAAUGAUGAAAGUUAGGAAUCUGUUUACCAGCAUGCCUAGAGGGGAAAGGUAUACAACUCAACAGGGUUAUGAAUGGCUUAUAGGCGAACAUCCCAAACCAAUAUGGACAGACUGGGUUUGG
This is a messenger RNA of Cuscuta campestris, 1652 nucleotides long. NCBI's taxonomy places the organism in Eukaryota, Viridiplantae, Streptophyta, Magnoliopsida, Solanales, Convolvulaceae. The record is from the annotation of a GenBank genome assembly.